Molecule: messenger RNA, 4692 nt
Organism: Besnoitia besnoiti
Lineage: Eukaryota; Apicomplexa; Conoidasida; Eucoccidiorida; Sarcocystidae
Product: leucyl-tRNA synthetase (LeuRS2)
Exons: 3
Coding region: 1-4692 (1563 amino acids)
Biological process (GO): leucyl-tRNA aminoacylation
Cellular component (GO): cytosol
Molecular function (GO): aminoacyl-tRNA deacylase activity; leucine-tRNA ligase activity; ATP binding
Source: RefSeq, a predicted model, not a curated record
AUGUGUGGACUUCGUUGUGCUUUUCUCCGUGAAAAGCUGACCGCGUUCCUCUUGCUCAUUCUCGUCUGCUGGACGAGAUGGAUUCUGAAGGACGACAGGUGCUGCUCCCCUCGAGCAGCUCUCGCCUCAUUUCUCUUGCCUCUCACUCCCACACAGCACUCGCGUCAUCGGCACGCGCACUGGUGGGUUCCUUUUCGAGCCGAUGACCUCGGCCUGUUGAGCCAGUCGACGGUAUUUUCGAUAGCCAGACGACCUGCGGAGUCGCGAAAAGUCGCUUCCUUUGUCUCGCCGUGCGCCAGGUUGGGUGCGGCAGGGCAGCUGACAGGACUCCACCCCGGCACGCAUCCACGAGGAUGCGACUCUGUUCAGUGCAGCGGCAAACGCACGGCGCCGCUUACCGUGUCCGUUUCAGACUGCGGGAGGAGGACAACUUGCAGUCCCGUCGCGUCCAGCGGCAUGCGCGGAGGUGACUGGCGUCUUUGUUGCUGCGACAACCGGAGGUCCGCGACAGGCGGAAAGACUGGCUCGGCUGCUGUUUGCUCGUCUUCGCCUUCCUCGUUGCGUCUCGCUUCUCACCCUGCCACUUCACCGUCUCCUGCGGUUUUGGUGUACCCGUUUAAAGAAAUUGAAGAGAAGUGGGCCAGAUACUAUUCUGAUAACCCUGGAGACUUCUCACCCCCCCUGCCGAGCAGAGCUGAAGAGGCGCAGCCGUCGCCGGCACCCCAAGCUGAGCCAGUCAGAGCCGAGACUUGCCCCGUCUCCUGCGUACUUCCAACAGACCAACGCGGCGGCCCUUCUCCUAGUGACAAAGAUUUGGCAUUCCGCGCAGAAGACAAGCGGAAGUUCUACAUCCUCUCCAUGAUUCCCUACCCUUCCGGCGCAGGCCUUCACGUUGGCCACAGCCUCACGUACACCGCGGCAGACGUUGUGGCGCGGUACCAGCGUUUGCGGCUGCGAGGGGAGCUCCUAAGGGCGAAGCAGAGGCGCGAGGAACCAACAGAAACCUUCGCUGAAGAAACAGACACUGGUACGCCCGGUCGCGGCGGUGUGACGCCGCCUGCGAAGGCGACUGGCUCGUGCACUCCGUCGGCCGGGAGCCAGUCAGAUGACGCGGCAGCGGAAGGAUCCCGUUCGAGUGUCGGGCGGAGUGGCGGGUUGCGAGAUGGAAGCUCAUCGACCAGGAGAGCGCAACGCUUUCCGCAGACGUCAGUUCCGCCGGCAGGCGGCGAGAGAAAGGACGAGUCAACAGUGGCUGAGGAGGCGGUUGCUUCGGGUCAAACGAGCGCGGACGGUGUACAGGUGCAGGAAACAGCGCCUGAGCCACAGUCAGGGGAAACAGGCGGGCCAGCUCUGCAGCCAGAUGUCUUGCACGUCAUGGGCUGGGAUUCGUUUGGCCUCCCCGCGGAGCAGCAUGCAGUGGCCUCUGGUAUAUCCCCGCGUGUCUCGGUUAAAAACAAUAUCGACCGAUUUCGAAAGCAGCUGCAACGGCUUGGCAUCUGCGCCGACUGGCGACGGGAAGUGAAUACCAGCAGCCCUUCGUUCUACAAAUGGACACAGUGGAUCUUCGUGCAGAUGAUGAAGCGAGGACUUGUAUACGAGAAGAUUGCAAACGUCAACUGGUGCGAAGCUCUAGGCACUGUGCUGGCCAAUGAAGAGGUGGUCGAUGGUUUCAGCGAACGCGGGGGGUUCCCCGUGAGCUCCCGCAAGCUGGCGCAGUGGCACCUUCGCAUCACGGCUUAUGCAGAGAAGCUCUUAGCCGGCCUGAAAAAGCUCGACUGGCCGUCCGAUGUCAAGCGCAUGCAGCGCAAUUGGAUCGGCCGCCGCGACGUCCUGGAGCUGGAUCUACCGGUCUUCGCGGCUCCUGACACAAGGGAAUCUUCCCGUGCGCUCCGCGGGCAAGCGCCAAUUCUAGAUAGCAUUCCAGCCGUCGGGGCCACCUCGCGUGUCGCUACAGAGUCCCUCCGGUGUGUGGCUCUCUCCCCCGAGCUCAUUUGUGGGUCUGCGUUUGUCUUAAUACAUAGUUGUCACCCCGAUGCCCGUUCGCUUGCCCGUACAGCGGCGGCAAGAGACUACGUUGAGGAAGCCAGUGUGAGGGCCGCAGUGUCUGACCAAGAAAAGGGAGAAGGGUCCAGCGAAGGUCACUUUUCGGGUUCGGCCGUGCAACACCCCCUUUUUCCGUCGAGGCGACUCCCCGUGUGGCUUAGUGACCGCCUGUUCACCCAGCUGCAGGGCUUCGGAAAUUUCUUCAAUGAGACAGACGCGCUACUGGUGUCACCUGACGGGGACUUCCGAGCAAGAGGAUUCGCUGAGGCAGCCGGAAUAGAUAUCAUCCGUAUUCUUGAAGUGCCUGGACCAACAGGAGGGAAUGCACCAUCACAGAGCGAACCAAAUGAAAUGGAGACAGCCGCGGCGGAGGCCACGGCGAGCGCGGGAAGCAACCAGACAGCUGUCCGCAGCGUGAGCAUGGCUACAUCGGAUCCCAACGGAGGCGGAGGGGAACAAACGGCCUGCAAAGACACUCUCACGAGUGGUCCUGCUCAGCGCUCGGAACCAGACUGUCAAAAAGACGACAACGACACGCGGCUGGUGGUACCAAAGUCACCAGAGACUGAGGAGACCCGCUUGAUGAACUCUGAAGUCGAGGGACUAUCCCUCAACGGAAAGAGCUUGGCAUGCGCCAGACAAGAAGUCCUGCGUUUCUUCACAGGAGGCCGGAUGCGAGGGUACCACAAAGUGAGGUAUGCCAUGCGAGAUUGGCUCUUUAGUAGGCAGCGUUGCUGGGGCGAACCAAUGCCCCUGGUUCGCUCCACGAAGAACGAUGGGCCACAGUCUGUCUUUCCGGUGGACGAAGCAGACUUGCCAGUUCUGCUGCCUGACGAACUUCCCCUCAAGGGACAGCGGGCCGAAUCGAAAGCGGAACCACGCGAGCGAACACACAGUUCUAACGCAGGCGCAAAUGAAACUAGAAAUUCGCUUCGCAACCAGCCUACGUCUCCGGUGCCCGCCGCGGAAGAUGAAGGAACCCCGGCAGCUACCUUGGCCCCGCUGUACGCCCUGCCUCAGUGGUGGAAUGCCACGCUCGCGCUGAGGGAAGUGGGCGGCAUGCAAAUGGCAAGUACUCUCAGAAAUGCUGGGGAGGACAAACCGGGACUAACGAAGCAUUCAGAAAGUGACCUGGAAGUUGAUCCCCUGCCGGCGCGUGCAUGCCAGAGAGAGACGUCCACCAUGCCUCAGUGGGCGGGAAGUUCGUGGUACUUCCUCCGUUUCCUUGACCCACAGAAUACUCGCGAGCCCUUUGCGCGGCGACUGGCCAACUUUUGGAUGCCCGUGGACAUGUACAUAGGCGGAAAGGAGCAUGCGGUUACGCAUCUGCUCUACGCAAGGUUUUGGCACAAAGUGCUGCAUGACCUUGGCUUGGUGGACUCCGACGAGCCAUUCCGUCGGCUGGUCACCCCGGGUAUCAUUCUUGGAACGCCCCAGUACUUUGUGUUUAAACGGCAAGACACUGGGGAUGCAGUCUCGUCGGAGACAGUUGAUUUGAUAGAGACCAAUACCGCCCGCGAGAAACGUUACCGUGGCGGCGUGCAAGUGCCGGGCAGCAGCCGCAUUGGGGUGGGCAGCGCAUUUCAGUCGCCUCCCCAUGCUCAAGACUCGCUGACGGAGAAGGCUGUGGGCAUUCACAGACCUUCUGGCCAGCAUGUCUAUGCCGCUGAAGUGCCGGCAAGCAGGGUGGCAGUGACACCGACGGGUGUUGCUGUCCUCAGGGAUAAUACGGAUGUGAAGCUGUGCCGUCGGCAUGAGAAGAUGUCAAAAUCGAGGGGAAACGUCGUGUCGCCUGACGACAUUAUUGACGUCCACGGAGCUGACGCACUGCGCCUUUACCUGUUGUUCAUGGGUCCGCUUGAAUCGCGAAAGAUAUGGAACACAUCGGGAGUCGUGGGGGCCGCGCGAUUCCUCAACCGUGUGUGGCACUUAUUUGUUCUGCCCGGUGGCGAGGGGUCUUUCGAGAAGGAGGGACCGCUUCGCGCGCCGUGUGCGACGCCUGCUACGGCGGGAUCAGUGAUGGGAGAGUAUCACACAGGCACGCCGAAGAAGCUAAAACUGCUCAAUGCGGCACCGUCUGCCUUCGAGCGCACGCUCCUGACACCAUUGAUUCGUCGUGUCACUACAGAUAUUGAGCGGAUGUCAAUGAAUACUGCUAUUGCAGCUCUUAUGGCCGCUGUUCGAAAACUGGCAGUGUGGACCGCGAGUGGGAAUACUGUGUCCGUACGUGCAGCUAUUGAUUUGAUCAGGCUGCUCCAUCCGUUUGCUCCUUUUAUAACGGAAGAACUGUGGCACAUGAUUUGUGCGACAUUUCCAGACGCAUGUGCGACCCCCUCCCGUUCAUCACUUCUCGCAUCAGCGAUAUGGCCUGUAAUCGGUCGCGAGGCGGGGCAUAUUUCUUCCCGAAGUGACGGUGCUGUCGAAGAUGAGACGGGGACGAAAUCGGUCGUGUUUUCGGUUCACGUUGACGGAAAGCUACAGGGCACUGUUCAUGUGCCUCCUACGGCAGCUGACGACGAGGAGAAAGUGACCGCGUUAGCAAGGCGUUUCCUCUCAGUGACAGGGUGGGGAGCGCGAAAGCCGGAGGCCGGUCGAUUCGCCAGGAUUGUGUUUAUACCAUCAAGACAUAUCAUAAACUUCGUAACUUAG